UGAAAUAUAAGUGAACUAUUUUUCCUUUUAUUUGGAUUAAAGAAUUGAAAUUCAGUAAGUUUCUUAGAGUAAUAAUAUUAAGCUCUCCAGUACUUUGGUGACGAUGGAGUAAAAAAGUAGGCGAUGGCGACGUCCAAAGAUAAGAAGUAGGUGGUAGGUCAGGAGUCUCAACAGUUCUUUAUCUUCUCGUAAAGAACAUGAUUAUCUCCUCUAGGCCACAAACGCAAGCCUUUAUUUUGAUAAACUUUUAAAAAGACUGAUUAAUUUUAGUUCAACAUGUCUCAAGUUCAAUUCCAUUUGAAGUGAUUAAGUAAUUUAGUUCCAGGAGAGAAAGAAUCAGCAGCUGGAGUAAAUAAUCAAAACGAUACUGGUUUAUAAUGGAGAACGAGGCGAGUAAAAGCUCGCAGUGGAAGCUUGAAACGUUUACGCCUGUUUUUCUCCUUCUAACUGCCGUCCCGCUUGCUAUCAUGCUCUGGUUGGGCAAUGUAGCUUUCAAUAUAAUCAAAUCUGGAAAUGAUGAUGUGAUCCCUCCAACCAGAUGGCUCAUGUCUACAUUAGCCCCGAUGCUUGUCGUUUCUUGGGGUUUAAAAAAAAAGUCUCUCAACAAAAGUGGUGCCAUUGUUGGUUUGUUUAUCGGUUUUAUUCUGACCCUUUCCAACUAUGGAUUCAUGUUGUCCCUAAUUGUUAUGUUCAUUACUUCAUCCCAGGCAACCAAAUUCAAAUCAAAGCUAAAAAAGAGACUCGAAGUCGAUCAUAAAGAAGGUAAGCAUGCAAGUUUUGUUAAAAAGGAAUGGAAAUUUUGUAUAAUAUUUAUAGGAGGUCAGAGGAACUGGAUACAAGCGCUGUGCAAUGGGGGGAUGGCAACACAGCUCGCGCUACUUUAUUUACUAGAGGCUGGAAGUGGAGAAAGACCAAUAGACUUCAUCCAAGACUAUCGCUCAUCCUGGUUAGCACUUGGUGUUGUAGGAACUAUAGCAUGUGCAAACGCUGAUACCUGGGCUUCAGAGUUAGGCACCGUUUUAUCCAAAUCCGAUCCUUGGUUAAUAACUACUGGCAGGAAGGUUCCAAAAGGUGUGAACGGUGGCGUAUCACUGAUCGGACUUUUAGUGAGUCUUGUCGGUGGGUGUGUGAUCGGUGCGAGUUAUUACCUGGUGGUUGUUUACACAGCAGAUAGUAAACACAUCGGGGAAUCACCACCACAAUGGCCCAUCAUUCCGACUUCAGCUUUGGCCGGCCUCCUGGGCAGUGUAGUCGAUUCUGUCUUAGGCGCUACACUCCAGUACUCUGGUGUGGAUAAAAAGACAGGAUUGGUCGUUGAACAUGUUGGACCAGAUGUGGUGUACAUUUGUGGGAGACGGAUUCUCGACAACCACAGUGUGAACCUAAUUUCAACGAUAAUCACCGGACUGGUCACGCCGCGGAUAGCCAACAUGAUCUGGCCAUAUUAGCCACUAAAACAUUCCCUCCAUUAAAAAAAAUAUAUAAAUGUCCUAGGUAUUAUUAUUAUUCAAGAAAACUGUAAAUAAGUCUUUAUGUAUAUGAAGAAAUAAAACACUUUGAAUAUUGUAA
Molecule: messenger RNA, 1569 nt
Organism: Cimex lectularius (bed bug)
Lineage: Eukaryota; Metazoa; Arthropoda; Insecta; Hemiptera; Cimicidae
Product: transmembrane protein 19
Exons: 7
Coding region: 378-1448 (356 amino acids)
Cellular component (GO): membrane
Source: RefSeq, a predicted model, not a curated record